AAUAUGUCAUAAUGCGCCCUGUGUUUUAUAAACAUAUUUUAUACUAGAUUUGUAAUGUUCUACAUUUUUAUAACAACACUUCUAGUUCAAACUUUGAUUGUGACAGAGUCUUUGGCUCUCAAUGUUAGAACUACUUUAUUCACGCCAGCAGACUUAGCCAAGAAAAGGUGGAAUAAAAGAGAAGUAGCUUUACUUAGAGCACGUAUGUACUGUCAGGAUAUGAUACCUCCCAUGGAGAUCUUGCAAAGCCCUGAUUAUAUAAGUUCUUUAAUCCGUUAUAUAGAAAACUGCUAUGCUGCCGUGAACCAAGCGGCAUUUGAUGCCGAAUCCGGAACAAUCCUAACAGUUGCCGCGUCCGAUGUUUUCGGGGGCUAUUUAAAAAUGGUCGCUUUACCAAUGACAAAGUUAGCAUACUACAAUGGUGAUAUACCCACAAAAGAAGCCAUGAAGUUGUUUAAAUACUAUGAUGAUAUUAAAAACCAGCUGCAUACGAACGGUAAAGGCUGGUCGGAGCCGCUUAAAAACAUUCCGAAACCUCAAAACGUUCGUGGCGUGCGAUCAAACACGCCGAUGCCGAAAAUAAAGAAUCCAUGCGAACGGCUAUUGUACUUGAACAACAAUCAACAAAAUGUGACUAUGCCGAUGCCAUCCAUAGACUGGAGGACGCGCAUGAUGUUUGUACCGUUAACGAACCAGCCGAUAGUAGAUUUAAAGUCUCCGCUCAUCAGCUCAGUCCUGGAGCAGUUCCAUCAGCUGGCCACGGCCUGCGAGCGCUACAUCACCCCCGACCGCAGGUACUUUCAAGGCUCGUUCGAAGAAUGGGUGAACGAGGCCGUAGUACCGCAUCUUAGCGAUGACGAUUUGUACACGGGUUUUAAAGGCAUUUUAUCAUUAAUAGAAAACGCUAAUCUAGUAACAGGCCCUGGUGAAUGUAAAAAACAGCAGCAAAAACACUCUUUUUUUAAUAUAUUCCAUAACAUGUCAAAGAAGACGAUAGUAAUAACAAUCAUAUUGAUUCUCGAAUUAAUAUGUUGUAUCCCGACUCUCCUGUAUUGCGUAAUGAAAAAGAAAAAGAAAUGUAAUGUUUCAACUAAGUCGACCUCAUCGCGUAAGGCACCAUCGCAUAUACAUAAUAGAAAAUCUUAUAAUAACAAAACUGUUUUUUAUGAACUCAGUUCACCUAGUUCAUCAUUCCAUAGUGAAACCAAGAUUACUUCGAGGGGGAAUGCUAGUAAUAACAAGAAGUUUAUGAAGAAUAAGAUUAGCUCCGAACUCUCUAAUGCUUCGGGUUCUCGGCGCUCAUAUUCCUCAAUACCUGACGCAUCCACAACGGCAGACGAAGCCCUUUCUAUAAGAAAAUCUUCCCAUCAAAAGAUUCUGUCUUCAAGCCAUCAAACUCUUCGAUACAAGAUUACAGAAACCGAUGAAAUUGACGUUUCUCAAGGCCAAACUCAGGUGUCUAAAGCUUCGCUACCUAGAAGAAGUUCAACCAGUACAGUAAAAUAUACCGACGAUACUGGAGAAACGAUUACUUUAUCAACAGUGCUUCCACAGGAUAAGAGCACUUCUAAAGUAUUAAGAAAAUCAAAACGCUUCAAACCACGACAUGUUAUAUCAUCACUCAGUCCCGACACUUACAAUGGUCAUCCUUCCUCAGAAAACAUCAAGGCAAAUCGUGAAAACAAUAUUUCUACUGUUAAGGAACUCAAGUUAGAAUUAUUCGAUGAAAGAAUGGAUGUUUUACCUCUGAUGUUAUGUAGCAGUGAUAAAACUGUGGAAUUCGUGUCACCUCGCGCGAGCAGAACUCACACUAAAAAUAGCGAAAUUAAUAUAAAUCGAUCAAUGAGAGAAAAGGAGAGCCAAGAAAGAGUGGAUAGACCCAGUCGGUCGCGGGGUGAGAAAUCAAGACAAAGAAUAGUUAAGAAUCCUGAAGUAAUGCCACAGAGGAAAGGAAUAUUAAAGUUGGAUAAAACAAAAGCAAGCAAGAUUCCGAAGAUAAUUAAUUCACCGAGGAAUUUAUUUGUUUGUUCUGCACCAAGGAUUAAAAGGCGAGAGCCAGAUAGUGGUCGUAAGAGUAUGAUCCCGAAAGCACGCCAGAGCAUCCCAGAGCGCGCGCUGGACGACAGUGCCCUCGCCAGCAGCAGCCCGAGAGAAGGGAAGUUGAAUGUUACUCUGUAAUUUUACUGUAUUCUUAUGAUAGAUAUACUUACUUACUCCUUUUUAGAGUGUUUUUUUGAGAAUCUAACCUUAGUUCUAGUAAAGUUAUAGGUACAAUACAAUACAAUACAAAUCCUCUUUAUUGCACAACCUCAGAAUAAAUGAACAUAGAAACACAUAUAAUACAUGAAGAUAGAGGUAAACAACAGGCGGCCUUAUCGCUACAGAAUGAGGUACGUUGCUUUAAAAAACAUUUGAAGUAGUAUAUUAGUUAAAGUCGUGCAAUUCAUGUUGCAUUCGCAGCAGUUAUAAUUAUUUUAUAGACAUCAUUUUCCGCACAGCAAAUGAAAUUAACCAGAAAAUAAAUCCUGAAAACCUCACAAAGUAUAAAUCUAAUCUAGUUUGCACGCUGGGCCUGACCCGAC
Cydia pomonella (codling moth) is the source of this 2582-nucleotide messenger RNA. RefSeq lists its product as uncharacterized. The coding region runs from base 55 to 2178 and encodes 707 amino acids. The record is from RefSeq and is a predicted model, not a curated record. NCBI's taxonomy places the organism in Eukaryota, Metazoa, Arthropoda, Insecta, Lepidoptera, Tortricidae. The transcript has 2 exons.